AUGUCCGAAUUUUCGAUGUAUCAUGCCCUCGGACAGGGCUCGCCGAAUCCGAACGGUCCUACAAGAAAAGAAGAACCAUUGUAUCGGCCUCAAGUUGCUGCCAGCCCUGCUGGAUAUCAACAGACUGGCAGCCCCGCAUACGGCCACACCCCAAAUCAGUACACGGGGACCCCGAAUCAGAUGCCUACACCAGGUCAGCAGCAAGGAUACUUCCCGCCGCAGGGUCUCCCAUCGAGUCCAGCAGGACAGGCUGUGGAUUCAUUAGCGCAGCAAAUGGGUGGUUUUGGGUUGGGCGGGGAGCAGACAGGCACCGUCAGGCACAAGAAAAAGGACCGUCAUGCAUAUCACAACAUCGAGGGACCUGCAGGCAGUCCUCAGGCAUUCAACGGCAUGCCGCAAAGCCAGAAUGGAACACCUAAUCAAUUCUUGAAUCAAAAUUCUCCUCAGGUGGGUGGACCGCAAUGGGCCCAGCCAGAGAUAACACCUGCCAUGAACCAAUUUCCGGCAGCUGCGCCAACGUUCUCGCCUGCGAGCCCUGCGACGGGCAUGCAACAUGCUGCGCGUCCGGCCGAUCAGUUGACUGGCUCACCAGCUUCUUCACAGCAAGGACGCGUGGAUCCAGAGCAGAUACCGAGCAUUCCACGGUCGCGUGACGCACCCGCAAAGUACUAUCUGGAGCAUGUAUAUCCUACUAUGGAGCAUCAUUUUCCACCACCAGCACUGAUACCCUUCGUGGCAUUCGAUCAGGGCAACUCUUCGCCGAAAUUUGCCAGACUCACAUUGAAUUGUAUACCCAAUAGCGCUGAUGCUUUGGGCUCCACCCAUCUACCACUUGGUCUGGUUCUCCAACCUCUGGCCAAGCUACAGGAAGGCGAACAAGCAAUACCAGUCUUGGACUUCGGUGAUACCGGCCCACCUAGAUGUAGGCGAUGUCGAGCAUACAUCAACCCUUUUAUGCAAUUCAAGUCUGGCGGCAACAAAUUCGUAUGCAAUAUGUGCACAUACCCAAACGAUGUACCUCCCGAAUAUUUCGCGCCUACAGACCCGUCCGGCGUACGAGUAGAUCGAAUGCAGCGCCCUGAAUUGACUCUGGGAACGGUUGACUUUAUGGUUCCGAAGGAGUACUGGUCGAAGGAGCCGGUAGGGUUGAGAUGGCUGUUCUUGAUUGAUGUUAGUGCUGAAGCUGUUAAUCGCGGCUUUCUGGACGGCUUCUGCGAAGGCAUCAUUAGCGCCCUCUACGGUCGUGAGAACGAGCAGGUCGGAGAUGAAGGCCAAGCUCAACGACGGCUUCCAGAAGGUGCCAAGGUUGGUAUUGUCACUUUCGACAAGGAGUUGCACUUCUACAACCUGAGCCACAAUCUGGAAGCAGCUCAAAUGUUGGUGAUGCCCGAUCUUGAGGAACCAUUUGUACCGUUAAGUGAAGGUCUUUUUGUCGACCCUGAAGAGUCCAAGGCAGUCAUCAAAUCCCUGCUCACACAGUUACCGAACAUGUUUUCUGAAUUCAAAAACCCCGAACCGGCUCUCCUUCCGACUUUGAAUUCGGCAGUGGAAGCGCUCGCAGCCACUGGAGGAAAGAUCAUUUGCUCCUUAGCAGCUCUACCAACAUGGGGACCAGGACGAUUGUUCCUCCGCGAUGAUGGUAGCAUACAUAACAACGAUGCUGAAAAGAAGCUUUUGACGACAGAGCAUCCUGGGUUCAAGAAGGUUGCUCAGAAGAUGGUAGAGAGCGGUGUCGGUGUUGACUUCUUCAUGGCUGCACCUAGUGGCGGCUACUUGGAUAUCGCCACUAUCGGUCACGUUUCAGCUACUACCGGUGGUGAAAUAUUUUACUACCCUAACUUCCAUUCCCCACGGGAUACACUCAAAUUGUCGAAAGAGAUCAAGCACACCGUCACGAGAGAGACCGGAUACCAAGCUCUCAUGAAAGUUCGCUGCUCGAAUGGCUUACAAGUUUCAGCUUAUCACGGAAACUUCUACCACCAUACAUUCGGAGCAGAUUUGGAAUUUGGUAUCAUCGAUGCAGACAAGUCUAUCGGCGUCAUGUUCUCAUACGACGGCAAACUCGAUCCCAAAUUAGACGCCCAUUUCCAGGCAGCACUUCUUUACACGACGGCCAACGGACAACGCCGAGUGAGAUGUAUCAAUAACGUUGCUAGCGUCAGUGAACGACCUGCAGAGUCGUUGAAAUUUGUUGACCAGGAUGCUGUUGUGACUAUCAUCGCCAAAGAGGCCGCCGCUCGCAUGGCUGAGAAGAACCUCAAAGAUCUCCGUGCCGCGUUAACAGAGAAGACUGUGGAUAUCCUCGCUGGAUACCGGAAGAACUUCACAGGGCACAACAACCCACCAGGCCAGCUUGUUCUACCAGAGAACUUGAAAGAGUUCAGUAUGUACAUUCUAGGCUUGAUCAAGUCAAGAGCGUUCAAAGGUGGAAAGGAGCCCACCGAUAGGAGAGUGCAUGACAUGAGGUUGCUGAAGUCUAUGAGCCCACUGGAGCUCUCACUCUAUCUCUAUCCGCGAAUUAUCUCGAUCCACAACUUGGACGAGAGAGACGGCUUCGCCAACGAGAACGGCCAUCUAAGGAUGCCUGACGCAAUUCGCGCAUCAUUCUCGAAGGUAGAAGAAGGUGGUGUCUACAUCGUGGACAACGGUCAGAUAUGCCUGCUCUGGAUACACGCUCAAGUGUCGCCAAACCUGUUAGAAGAUCUGUUUGGAGAAGGGCACAAUAGCCUAAAGAGCUUAGAUCCGUUUGCGUCAAGCCUUCCUGUCCUCGAGACACAUCUCAAUGCUCAAGUGCGCAACAUCCUGCAGUACUUGGAGGACACACGCGGCUCCAAGGCGAUGACUCUGCAACUGGCACGACAGGGUCUUGAUGGUGCGGAGUACGAGUUUGCAAGGCUGUUAUACGAGGAUCGCAACAAUGAGGCGCAAAGCUACGUGGACUGGCUCGUUCAUGUGCAUAGGCAUAUACAACUCGAGCUUGCGGGACAGCGAAAGAAAGAGGAUUCUGACGGCGGCUUAAGCUCGACGUUUGUAGGAUUACGCACACCGUACUGGGGUUAA
This is a messenger RNA of Didymosphaeria variabile, 3060 nucleotides long. It is a transcript of the gene SFB3, whose product is annotated as COPII coat Sec23p-Sfb3p heterodimer component. The record is from RefSeq and is a predicted model, not a curated record. The transcript has 2 exons. Lineage: Eukaryota; Fungi; Ascomycota; Dothideomycetes; Pleosporales; Didymosphaeriaceae. Gene Ontology annotation, molecular function: SNARE binding; zinc ion binding. Gene Ontology annotation, cellular component: endoplasmic reticulum exit site; COPII vesicle coat. The coding region runs from base 1 to 3060 and encodes 1019 amino acids. Gene Ontology annotation, biological process: COPII-coated vesicle cargo loading; intracellular protein transport; endoplasmic reticulum to Golgi vesicle-mediated transport.